Messenger RNA from Echinops telfairi (small Madagascar hedgehog), 1197 nucleotides. It is a transcript of the gene NT5M, whose product is annotated as 5',3'-nucleotidase, mitochondrial. The transcript has 5 exons. Gene Ontology annotation, molecular function: 5'-nucleotidase activity. Gene Ontology annotation, biological process: pyrimidine deoxyribonucleotide catabolic process. The annotation marks the transcript as partial. NCBI's taxonomy places the organism in Eukaryota, Metazoa, Chordata, Mammalia, Afrosoricida, Tenrecidae. The record is from RefSeq and is a predicted model, not a curated record.
GUGGACAUGGACGGCGUGCUGGCCGACUUCGAGGGCGGUUUCCUCCGCAAGUUCCGCGCGCGCUACCCCGACCAGCCCUUCGUGGCGCUGGAGGACCGGCGCGGCUUCUGGGUGUCGGAGCAGUACGGCCGGCUGCGGCCCGAGCUGCGCGAGAAGGCCAUCAGCAUAUGGGAGUCAAAGAACUUCUUUUUAGACCUUGAGCCUUUGCCAGGGGCUGUGGAAGCUAUGAAGCAAAUGGCCAACCUGGAAAACACCGAUGUCUUCAUCUGUACCAGCCCCAUCAGGAUGUUUAAGUACUGUCCUUAUGAGAAGUAUGCCUGGGUGGAGAAGCACUUUGGCGCCGACUUUCUGGAGCACAUCGUGCUGACGAGAGACAAGACGGUCAUCUCUGGCGACCUGCUCAUAGAUGACCGGCCAGACAUAACAGGGGCUGAGGCGGAGCCCAGCUGGGAACACAUCCUCUUCACAUCCUGCCACAAUCAGCACCUGCAGUUGUCGCCCCCCGGCCGCAGGCUGCACUCAUGGACGGACGACUGGAAGGCCAUUCUGGACAGCAAGCGGCCCUGCUGACCUGCACUCUUCCCUGGGCUCCGUGGAGGGACUGGGUAACAGAGCUCCCAUCUCGGGGCCCAAGGGGCCAGUGCUGCAAGCUGGGCGGAGCCCUUCACAGAUGUCCAGGCCAAGACGACCUUGCUCUGCACAGCCCUCCCCUCCCCACCCCUCCCCGCUCUGCUGGACACAGACAGUGCGUCGGCUGUUCUGGUGCACUGGGGCGAUAGGCCCCUGCCCACGUGGCCAGCAGCGCCCUCCCCCGUCCCACAGGUAAGUUCCCUCUCGGACAGGGCCUGGGAAACACUCUCUUCAUGGGCACAGUCAGCACCACAGCAGCCCAGGCGGGAGGCAAACACGGUGCUUCCCAACUCUGGGUGGUGGCAAGCAGGCCUGGGUGGGAAGCUCCCUGGCUUCUCGGACACGGCGGUCUCCUGCCUCCACCCGCCCUCCUGCCCGGGCUCACCACCGCCUGUGUGUGUUCGUUCAGCAAACACUCAGUGAGCGCCAGCUCCCGCCAGCUCUGUGCCUCAGCCAGCCUCAAGGAUUCACACACUUCAGCCCCCAGACCCACGCAGGGCCCAGCUAAGAGUAGACAGGCUCCGACAUGUGUUGGAUGCACGGAAAAUAAAUGCUGUUCACCUGGAA